AUGGCUGAUCCCGUCUCUAAGAAACGCAAAACCUCCCCCACAAGCACCACAACCCCCGCCGCAAGCAGCAGCAGCAGCAGCAGCAGCAGCGGGCGAACAUACACCCUCUCCAUCGCCGUCCCCAGCACCCUCCUGUCCACCGCCCCCAACCCAGUCCUCAAAACCCACCUCGCCGGCCACCUCGCCCGCAUCAGCGCCCUCCACAACGUCGACGAGAUAGUCCUCUACACCCCCACCCCCACCCCCACCCCCUCCCCCUCCUCCUCCGACACAAAGGAAGACGACCAACUCCCCCACAUCCUCACCUACCUCGCAACACCCCCCUACCUGCGAAAACACCUCUUCCCGAAACACCGCCACCUCCGCCACGUCGGCCUCCUCCCGCCCCUCGACCUCCCCACGCACCCGCGCCCCGGCGCACCCGCCCCCUUCCGCCGCGCCGUCGCGCUCGAAGCGCGCCCUGGCGGGAAAGUGGCCUUCGACGCCGGCCUGGAGCAGCCCGUCGUCAUCGCGAGUGAGGUGGAGGUGGGCACGACGGCGCUCCUGCGCAUGGGCGGCGGCGGCGGCGCAGUGGAGGCCCCGCCGCGCCGCGGGCGCGGCACGUAUGUUGGGUACGAGGUGCGCGGCGCGGAGGGGCUGGCGGCGGUGUUUACGGAGUGCGGGUGGGAGGGCGGGUAUGAUCUUACUGUUGGGGUGGCGUGUGGUGGUGGUGGGGUGCCGCUGGAUGAGGCCGUGCGGGAUGGGGGGGCGGUGCCGGCGUUCCGGCAUUUGCUUGUUGCGGUGGGGGAUUUGGAGGGUGCGGCGAGGGGCGAUGCGGGGUUGGUGGGCGUGGGGGUGGGGGGCGCGAGGGAGCUGUUUGAUCUGUGGGUGGACCCGCUGCCGGGGUGUGGGAGUGCGGGUGUGAGGGUUGAGGAGGCGCUGUUUGCGGCGUUGGUGGGGCUGAGGAGGGUGGUGGUGGAGAAGGGGGUGAGGUAG
Molecule: messenger RNA, 975 nt
Organism: Morchella sextelata
Lineage: Eukaryota; Fungi; Ascomycota; Pezizomycetes; Pezizales; Morchellaceae
Exons: 2
Coding region: 1-975 (324 amino acids)
Source: RefSeq, a predicted model, not a curated record